AUGGCUAAUAGUGGUUAUAAGGUUAUCCUACAGCCAUCGGACUAUACAAGCUUAGAGUUUGCAGCCGAGCCAGACUCAGAAAUGCCCGGUGAAUAUGAUUCUAGAAUACGACACAUCAAUGCCACAAAGGUUUUCAACUUCCUGCCUGAAAAUCUGUGCUGUAAUUUUGAACUAACAGAUGCGGGAUCGUUUGGCUGCACAGUCCCGGAUCAAUGUGAACGACUGACUGAAAAAGACAAUAUCUUAGGUAUGCAAGCAUCACUUAGCACAAGGUUUGUAAAGGAUGAGGAUACUUUGUUUAAAUUGUUGUUACCUCGACUGAUACCUUUUGCCGAGAGAGCAUACCACAAAGCAAAAUGGGAAGACACUUACUUACCUCCUACACAAAUCUUUAACCCUCAAACUGGUCCGGAAGUCAUAUUUUCAAAACCAGAUCUCGUUGCACGUGACAAAGACUGGACACGUGUUGCCAGUAUCAUCGGAAAUAAAGAAUAUCCACGAUUGGUUAAUGUUUUGAAUGUAAAACCAAAUGUACUACCGCCUGGUGCAAAGAAAGAAAAACGGGGAACUAGAGAUAUAUUACGAGUUGACACAUCUUACCCUGGACUAACUCCGCAAAUAAAGAGUUCCCUGGCAGAUUGGAGUAACAUCAAAAACACAACUGAUGUUACUACUCUAAAAUUGAAAGACUUUCAAAUGCGCACUUUAUUUAAUGGCAAGCAGAACAGAAGACUUGAGAGCAUUGAGCAGACGAUGCCGUUAGUCUAUCUGAGUGUAAAACAAGAAAUCCUGGCUAAUGUAACCAAAAUCCGUCGAGAGAUGGAGCUUCAACGACAAAGACAAAUGCAGGCAGUUCAAGAAAUGGAGUUGAGAAGAAGACAAGCUAUGCAGCAACAACAACAGCAAGCUAAUCAAUUUGCAAGAGCUCAGAUGGGUGGCGGACAGUUCAAUCAGUUUGGAAUGCCUCAACAACCAGCUCAACCGGGAAGUACAGGUGUAACAAACCAACAAACGGCGCAACAAGCUGCCGGAACACCCAAUCGACAAAAUCGUCAGUUUACUGGUACAGGAUAACCACAACUUCUUCAUUCUAAAAUGACUAUAGUGAACAGAAACGGCAUUUCUACAAAAAGUGUUGAACUCGCCAUGGUCUUUCUGCCGUCCAUCCAGAUUUUAGCAAACGGCUUUGUGAAUGUGUCUUACUUUUUUGAUAAUAAAACUAACUUUAUUUUGUUAA
This is a messenger RNA of Mytilus californianus (California mussel), 1237 nucleotides long. Its product is annotated as putative beta-hexosaminidase. Gene Ontology annotation, molecular function: hydrolase activity, hydrolyzing O-glycosyl compounds. The transcript has 6 exons. Gene Ontology annotation, biological process: carbohydrate metabolic process. NCBI's taxonomy places the organism in Eukaryota, Metazoa, Mollusca, Bivalvia, Mytilida, Mytilidae. The record is from RefSeq and is a predicted model, not a curated record. The coding region runs from base 1 to 1074 and encodes 357 amino acids.